Molecule: messenger RNA, 1119 nt
Organism: Fulvia fulva
Lineage: Eukaryota; Fungi; Ascomycota; Dothideomycetes; Mycosphaerellales; Mycosphaerellaceae
Exons: 1
Coding region: 1-1119 (372 amino acids)
Source: RefSeq, a predicted model, not a curated record
AUGGACCGAUCACGAUCACCGAUGGCAGGAGCACCAGGCAGUGGAGCAGGGGACAUGAGCAGGACGAGCAGUGUAUACUCCACCGAUUCUGGCAAGAAAUCGACGUAUCUUGACUAUCGAAAUGGUCACAGCAGCAGACCGAGCACCGCCUACACGCCUUCGUUCAUGUCGAGCACGGCAAUGAAGUCCAUCGAGACGCUGGCCACGCAUUCUACCCAGCACCAACAUCAGCCGAGCAAUCCUAUCUCGACACCACAGAACGGCCAUCAUGCCAUCGCGCCAGAACCUGUCAAAACAGACCUUGGCCCACCUCCAGGUGUGCUACUCGUUCUGGCGACAGGUCCUCUUCGCUCCACAUCGAUCAUGUCGUACCUCGAAAUGCUGCUCAGCAGGCAGAGAUUAUCUGGGAUAGCGUUCUUAGCAGAUUCAGCAGAGGAGCUGGCAUUGAAGCAGCUCAAGAUGGAUGUGUUCGGCCUGAUAGGUCGGCUAGGGAAAGAGCUUGCCGUUUCUGUACACACCAAGGACAGCUGGAGCAGAUCACAAAUCGAGGCAACCAUUGAGACCGUCACGAACGGAGGGCCAGGUCUACAAGGUGUCCUAUGCUAUCCAGCCUGGGGAGCAAGUGGUGGUGUACUAGAGCUCGAGGAGUCGGACCUGGCCAAAACAUUCAGAGAGACGGUGGCAUUCACACAUUCUGCAAUACGUGCUACCGCGGACCAGUUGUUAGCCAAGUCAAAGCCACGCGACGAUACCACAAACGGCGUACAUCGCAAGCAGAUCGGAGGCCCAAAGGGUCCAUUCUUCCUCGUUUCAGGUCCUGAUCGAUCGCUCACUGGCUCUGGCCUUGCAGUCGCAAAGCUUGGCUGUGAUGCUGUGCUUCGCGAGCUGGACAUUACGACCAGGCAGCAAGGCUUGAUCGUCGGAUAUGCUGAGGGAGUCAUCCUGCCAGAGCCGAAGCGACAAGUAUCGAAACCGAAGCAAGAGCUGAAGUUGGAACCGACUGAGGCAUACUCCCAGACACAGGCACGCGAGGAACUUAGCUUCGUCCCUGGUGAAAGCCCUACCAAGUUGUGGAACAUGUGGGCGCUGCAGAAUGAGAUUGGUUCUUACGACGACUAA